Cervus elaphus (red deer) is the source of this 1854-nucleotide messenger RNA. RefSeq names its product elongation factor for RNA polymerase II 3 (gene ELL3). Gene Ontology annotation, cellular component: transcription elongation factor complex. Bases 165 to 1352 code for a protein of 395 amino acids. NCBI's taxonomy places the organism in Eukaryota, Metazoa, Chordata, Mammalia, Artiodactyla, Cervidae. Gene Ontology annotation, molecular function: cis-regulatory region sequence-specific DNA binding. The record is from RefSeq and is a predicted model, not a curated record. The transcript has 13 exons. Gene Ontology annotation, biological process: positive regulation of transcription elongation by RNA polymerase II; transcription elongation by RNA polymerase II; snRNA transcription by RNA polymerase II.
CACGGGGCAGGUCAAACUGGAGAGUGGACAGAGGACGGUUCUGAGGAGCCUGCUGGAGGCGUGUUUCGAAUUUCGGCGCAGCAUGAGGACCCAGACAGCUCACAGAAUUCCUGAGUUCUAUGGUCUGCAGACAGUUUUAGAACCUCUGCUCCGGGACCCUGGCCAUGGAGGGACCCCAGGAGCUUCUGAGUGGGAAGCUCCAGCUCUGCUUCACCCCGGCUGCCCGGACCAGCCUCCUACUGCUCAGGCUCAACGACGCAGCGCUGCGGGCGCUGCAGGAGUGUCAUCAGCAACAGGUUCGGCCGGUGAUUGCUUUCCAAGGGAACCGAGGGUACCUGAGGCUCCCAGGUCCCCACUGGUCCUGCCUCUUUUCCUUCAUAGCGUCUCAGUGUGGCCAGGAGGGCGCUGGUGGUCCUGGCUUGGACCUUGUAUGCCAACGCCUAGGCAGGUCUGGGCCUAACCGUCUCCACUGCCUGGGUCCACUCAGGGAGCGCCUCACGAUUUGGGCAGCUAUGGAUUCUAUCCCAGCUCCAUCUUCAGUUCAGAGACACAACCGGACUGGAGAUGCCAGGGAUCGUGAGAGCUGGAAGAGUGUGGGAGACUAUCCUGAAGGAGACACAAUUUCACAGUCACAGAUGGCACUAGAAGAGGUGCCAGAACCACUGGCAAGCAGCCAAGGACAGUCACUCCCAGGAUCCUCGAGGGAGCACAUGGCACAGUGGGAAGUGAGGAACCAGACCCUUCUUCCAAACAGAGAUCCUGAUCAGGCGCUGCCUCCAUCUGCUAGCCAGAAACAUGUGGACAAGAAACGUCCAGCGCCUGCAGCUAUGGUAGAACUAAAACAAAAGAGGCUCAGAACUCUAGCUCCAAGUCCCCUACAAGGACUGCCCAGUCAGGACUUACAGGAGGAAGACUGGGAGCAAGAAGAUAAAGAUGAAGAUGUGGGUCCCAGGCUGGAGCACAGUCCCUCAGUUCAAGCAGAUUCUGAAUCCCCAAACCCUGAAGAAGUACCAGAUUACCUCCUGCAAUACAGGGCCAUCCACAGCGCAGAACAGCAACAUGCCUACGAGCAGGACUUUGAGACAGAUUAUGCUGAAUACCGCAUCCUGCAUGCUCGUGUUGGGGCUGCAAGCCAAAGGUUCAUAGAGCUGGCAGCUGAGAUGAACAGUGUUCAGCGAGGAACUCCAGAACACAAGGUGCUGGAAGAAAAGAUAGUCCAGGAAUAUAAAAAGUUCAGGAAGCGGUACCCAGGUUACAGGGAAGAGAAGCGCCGCUGUGAGUACUUGCAUCAGAAACUGUCCCACAUCAAAGGUCUCAUCUUGGAGUUUGAGGAAAAGAACAGGGGCAGCUGAAGCGGACACAUGGCUCUUUACCCUAGUGUGAUAUGGAAGAAAACAGCAGCUAUUAACUAAGAGGACAGUUGUCUGCUCUUCGUAUUGUUGAGUCCGUAAUGGCAAGUAGGAGAGCUGCUCUAGGUUCUUGAAGUUUGGUUUUCAUUAUUACCAUAUUUAAACUUUUAGGGCAUGGGCACAGUGCCAAGACUCCACAGCUGUGCCCAGGAGUUAUCCAGUAACUGAAAACUAUGAAAAGUAGCAGAGGCUUGGCUUUUCCACCUUUAGUUCAGCCAAGUCAUUUUCAAAUCCUGAGAAGUGACACCAUCUCCAAGACAAGAUACCUUGAGAACAUUAGAAUUUACCUGGUAGCCUCCCUGAAAAAAUCUUUGGUAACAAAGCUAAAGGAACUAGUAAUACAACAGGAUAUGAUGGGAAAGGGCUUGGGUGUUACCCAUGUACUAGAAGUGAAUUCUUUUACAAACACGGCUAAAAAAAUUAAAACUGAUUGCUUCUGUGUCAA